AGAAAGGGGGGGGGGGGGGGUAUGAGAGGGUCCUCGGGGAAUCCAUGGUGCUACUUUUUGGUUAUUUUCCAAAGAUUUGAUGGCCAUAAGGCCCUUCCACUUCACCCUCUCCCACCACCACCGCCAUAAUCACCACCUUCAUCUCCACAGGCACUUCCUCUCUCUCUUUUGGACACCACCUCUUCCUCCCUCUUCUUUCUCCCUCUUCCCUCAUCAACCUCCAUCAUCCCCCUUCCUCAGUCUCCGCCUCCUUGCCUCUUCAGCCACCUCGCUCUCUCGCUCAAAGCAGCAGCAGCGGCAGCAGCAAAACCCUCACCAACAGUAUAAACCUCCUUCUCCCCACCCCCUCCGCCCGCUGCCCACACCCUCGGAAACCCUGGCGCAGAAAAUCGGCAAAUCCAUCCGCCGCCCUGGCGCCCCCUCCAAGGCUAGGGUUUACGCCGAUGUUAACGUAGUUCGCCCCAAUGAGUACUGGGACUACGAGUCCCUCACCGUCCAAUGGGGGGAGCAGGAUGAUUAUGAGGUGGUGAGGAAGGUUGGGCGGGGAAAAUACAGUGAAGUGUUUGAGGGUGUUCACUGUAUCGAUAACGAGAAAUGUGUAAUUAAAAUUCUCAAACCGGUAAAGAAGAAGAAGAUUAAGAGGGAGAUAAAGAUACUACAGAAUCUUUGCGGUGGGCCUAAUAUUGUGAGGCUGCUUGAUAUUGUUAGAGACCAACAAUCGAAGACCCCAAGUCUUAUAUUUGAAUGUGUGAACAAUACAGAUUUUAAAGUGCUUUACCCAACAUUCUCUGACUAUGAUAUUCGGUAUUACAUCUAUGAGCUACUGAAGGCACUGGAUUACUGUCACUCACAAGGCAUCAUGCAUCGAGAUGUGAAACCCCAUAAUGUAAUGAUUGAUCAUGAACAGCAUAAGCUUCAUCUUAUAGACUGGGGCCUUGCAGAGUUCUAUCAUCCUGAGAAAGAAUAUAAUGUCCGUGUUGCUUCAAGAUAUUUUAAAGGUCCUGAGCUCCUUGUGGAUUUGCAAGACUAUGAUUACUCCUUAGAUUUGUGGAGCCUGGGUUGUAUGUUUGCUGGAAUGAUAUUCCGCAAGGAGCCAUUUUUCUAUGGGCAUGAUAAUCAUGAUCAGCUGGUGAAAAUAGCCAAGGUACUGGGGACAGAUGAAUUAAAUGCUUAUCUCAACAAAUACCGAAUAGAGUUAGAUCCUCAACUUGCAGCGCUUGUUGGAAGGCAUAGCCGGAAACCCUGGACGAAGUUCAUUAAUGUUGAAAAUCAACAUUUGGCGGUUCCUGAGGCUGUUGACUUCGUAGACAAGCUGCUACGAUAUGAUCACCAAGAGAGGCCUACUGCAAAAGAAGCAAUGGGCCAUCCGUUUUUUUACCCAAUAAGAAAUGCAGAAAGCAGCAGAACUCGUACCCAGUAGUAGGUGCUUGUCAAGAUAUGGUCUUCUUUUUCUUUGUCAGGACCCUGAAUCUGUAAACUCAGUAUGGGUCAGAUUUAGGAUGGCGUGCCAUGUUUUAAUGGAACCGUCAAUUUAUUGAAUAAUUCUAUAAUAUAUGGCUAAUUAGAUUUGUUUAAA
Molecule: messenger RNA, 1576 nt
Organism: Carya illinoinensis
Lineage: Eukaryota; Viridiplantae; Streptophyta; Magnoliopsida; Fagales; Juglandaceae
Product: casein kinase II subunit alpha-4, chloroplastic
Exons: 10
Coding region: 80-1420 (446 amino acids)
Biological process (GO): protein phosphorylation
Cellular component (GO): cytosol; nucleus; protein kinase CK2 complex
Molecular function (GO): ATP binding; protein serine/threonine kinase activity
Source: RefSeq, a predicted model, not a curated record